Molecule: messenger RNA, 2537 nt
Organism: Punctularia strigosozonata HHB-11173 SS5
Lineage: Eukaryota; Fungi; Basidiomycota; Agaricomycetes; Corticiales; Punctulariaceae
Exons: 2
Coding region: 408-2228 (606 amino acids)
Source: RefSeq, a predicted model, not a curated record
GCCAGCCAACUUCAACUCCUGAUCAACACGCGGUUUGCGCAUGUUCGCCGUGAAGGGCUUCCUCGUACGUGCGCUAGCCACGGUGUGCCAUUUGCCACGUCUUCAUCCGCAGACGAGCCAAGUCCGCGUCAUCCUCCACCCUCUGACCGUGGUCGUCGUCCCAAGCGCUCGCUUCACGUCAGAGCUCGUGCAAUGAACCGCAUCUAAUGUUCGUUUCCCUCUUUGAAGGCGUCAUCCUCAGUCGUCACCGAUAACACGCUCGAUGAGAUAGCCCUCAUCCAAUCCUCGUUCCCAAGACCGCACGCGGAACAUAUCUACGACGGCACCGGCUCCGAAAAGAUAGACGGUGCAACACAGCGGGAGACAAUCACACUCCUCUGCUUCUCGGCCAGCAGUGACAGAGUUCAAUGAACACGAUUUGGGGCCUCCUCGAUUGGAUUUGGCCCUCGAGUCCGAUACAAUUGCGCGAAGACCGGCAGCUCAGUCUGGCGACCUCGCUCAGGGAGUACGCCCCCCUGCGUCCCGCGCAGCUCGUGCGCGCGCCGAGCACGCCGUCGCGCGCCCGAUCGCAGUCCAGCACCGCGCCUAACGGCACCCCGUCCCGCACAAGGACCUAUAGCAUCAAGGACCGACACGACGCUUCGGUAUCCAGGACAAGUCAUCGAGAACGACGCGAAUCAUAUUCGUCCUUCUCUUCCUGGGAUCAGCUCGAAAGAGGUGAAGUUGACCACGAACGGGAGCGAGAAAGGAGGCUGGUCGAGAACAUUAAGAGGCAUAAUGCUGCGUUGCUCGAGAGGGUGUCCAGCUUAGAGCACGACCUAAGCGCAUCGCGCAGUCAACUCGCCUCCACCCAGAACGACCUCUCCAACAUCUCCUCCACGCUCACCCUGUCCCAGUCCCGCGCAACCGCGUUGGAACAAGCCCUCGUCGAUGCGCAUACAUCCCUCCACUCGCUUCAAUCCGAGCUGCUCCACCUGCGCACUGAAAACGCCGCCCUCCUCUCCUCGCACUCUUCUACCACCACCGCGCUCGAAGCUACCACGUCGGAACUUGCGACGCUCAAGUCUUUCCUCGAUAAAACAGAUGCGUGGACGGGCGCGCAGGUCGUGCAGGCCGUGAAGGACCUCAAUAACGAGAUCGUCCAGCUCGGUGCGGCCGUUUCCGACGAGUUCGCGGGUACACUGGACCGGAAGCGCCAACUGUGGCGCGCAGGAGAUCGUGAUCUCGUUAGCGCCAGCCUAGGCAAGACGAUGGCGGAGCUGUUGCUCACCCGGGACCACAAAGCGGACCCGAUGCUCGUCGGACUCGCGCUCCAGGCGUGGGAGGUGCAUUGCUGCGCGCAGGUCUUCAGUGCGUUUUGCUUUGGUCUGCCGGGCGACGUGGACCAGUUCCUGCACAACCUGUUCGCGCAUAUGCUCAAGUCCGAAUCGCAGGCGGCGGCCUGCAGAUGGCGGUCGCUCACGCACGCAUACACGCACUCGCUCCUCACGUCCUCGUCCGCGUCACCCAACCACUCUCCGCGGCAUGGCCACUCGCGAGCCUCGCUUCUCGACCCCGAAACCAUCAUCACAGUCCACAUUCGGGGUAUCCUCGCCAUCCUGGCCCUCGCAGGCUGCUCCGCCGCCCCUCCCACCCCGUCCACGUCCACCCAUACCCUGCCCUCCUCAUCUUCAUCUUCAACUUCCAACCCAGCCCCCUUGUCCUUACCCUCAAGCCAGCAUCCCUCUCUCGACCGCGAUUACCUCCGCGCACGCUUCGGCGGGCAGCUCAAGCAGAUAGUCACGCGCGCGUCGACGAUCGCGACCGCGCUCCGGGAGGGCAUCAUGAGCGGGACUUUCGACGUCGUGCGCGUCGCGAAGGAGGGCGCGCGCUUCGACCCGCGCGCGAUGGCGGACGUGUUCGCGCCGCCGCCCGAGAUGAGCCGACCGUCGUCGCCGAUCAAGGAGUCUCCUCCCGCUCUUACUCCGGCUUCGGUCGAGGAGGACGGCAGGGUGCUAUGCGGCGUCGAGUUUGGGCUCGUGUGCGUCAGUCGGAGGGCGAGCCCAAGGUCAUCGCCGAGGGCGGGCAGCUUGGCUAUCGACGGAGAGGCGCGCGAGAAUGAGCAUGCUGGUGCGCAUCUCAGAGUGGACCCGGAUAAAGCCGCGCCGAUUCACGAGCGGAGCGUGCUGCUCAAGCCGAAGGUGCUCUUGCAGAGCGUGACGGACAUUCUGGACGCAUCAGAGGGCUAGGCUCGACGCUCGUCAAGCGAGGUCGAGACGGAUCGAUCGUUCGCGGGCAGGAGAUCGCCCUGGACGGGCCAAGGACGACAGCGCGGCCAAGAACCAAACACCCGGAUCUCGUUUAGCGUGUCGUCCUCGUCCCGAAACUACUCAAAAGGAGCAUAGAUUGUGUACUGCGCCGCUGCAUCGAAUGUCGACCUCCUCCUGCACAAGAGGAAUCGCACCACGCGUAUUCACGACCACGUUUACGAUAACGAUUAUUCUCUUGGUCUUUUUGCUGCACAUACUCUUCCGCCUUCGAAUGCACACGUACUCGAC